Messenger RNA from Ipomoea triloba (trilobed morning glory), 1814 nucleotides. Its product is annotated as zinc finger protein CONSTANS-LIKE 16-like. NCBI's taxonomy places the organism in Eukaryota, Viridiplantae, Streptophyta, Magnoliopsida, Solanales, Convolvulaceae. Bases 259 to 1662 code for a protein of 467 amino acids. Gene Ontology annotation, molecular function: zinc ion binding; protein binding. The transcript has 3 exons. The record is from RefSeq and is a predicted model, not a curated record. Gene Ontology annotation, cellular component: nucleus. Gene Ontology annotation, biological process: regulation of DNA-templated transcription.
CUAUACAUAAAGGCCAAACUCAACAUUUUUCAUAAGCCUUUCGGCCUUAAUCAUCAGCUCAGCUCCCAAUUAAUUCAAAAUUGUUCGGUCUGCUUUCCAGCCAAAACUUUGAUGGAUCUUUCAUUUCCCAAAAAAUAUCUGACUCAAUAAUUUUACGUACUGUUUAAUUAUCUUGAUUGAUAUACGUACGGUCAAUAAUCUAUCUCUUCUCUGAAUUAAUUGAGUCUAUGGUCUCUAGCUUGGUGGGAUAGAAAUUAAAUGGAAGGCAAGGCAGCAGCGAGAGCUUGCGAUUAUUGUAUUGGUAAGAGGGCACGAUGGUACUGUGCGGCGGAUGACGCUUUCCUGUGCCAGGCCUGUGAUUCCUCGGUGCACUCUGCCAACCCUUUGGCCCGAAGGCACGGCAGAGUUGAGCUCAAGACUUUGUCGAUCAACGCGGCGGCGGCAGCGGCAGCGAAUAUAGAGCCGUCGUGGCACCGAGGGUUCACCCGAAAGCCUCGUACACCUCGCCACGGAAGGUACAAUAAUAAUAAUAAUAAUAAUAAUAAUAAUUCAAAACCUAAGACGACCGACGCGCCAUCGCCAGUAGUUCAUGACGUUGCCAAAACCCCUCUCCACCUCAGCAUCGUCCCGGUCCCGGAGAUGUGCAGCGACGAGAAUUAUUCCCAUGACGACGAGAAGGAGGACAACCUACUCUUGUACCGCGUCCCCAUUUUCGACCCGUUCAUGACGGAUAUCUGCACCACACUCAACUCCAGCAAUAUUACGGAUGAUGCAGCCUUUAACGAAUCCAAGUGUGCAGGAGGAGGACACAGAAAGACUAGUACUGCUACUACUAUGCCGCCUACGACUGAAAUGGAAAUGGAAAUGGAAAUGGAGCUUGCGGAGUUUGCAGCUGACGUAGAGAGCUUGCUAGGAAAAGGGCUAGAUGAUGAAGAGGAGUCGUUUGACAUGGAAGGAUUGGGGUUUUUAGGGGGUAAUGGUAAGAACGUCCUCGUCGUCGAAGAGAAAGCGUCAACCAUGAUGGAGUUUAGCCGCCGCCAUGAGAAAGUAGUAGUGAAGGUUGAAGGAGGAGAAGAAGAGGACGCACCCGCAUGCGUAGCUGAAGCUGAUGAUGAUAUUUUCAUGGCGGCUAAUGCUAAUCAUCACUACACUAGUAGUAGUAGUAGUUUAUGUUUUGAUACCCUUGAGCUAAAGUUUGAUUACGAUAAUGAUUAUUCACCAAAUAAUGAAAAAGAACAAGUAUCAACCGGCCUGGACAAGGAGAUAAAGAAGACGAUUUUGUUGAAUCUUGAUUAUGAAGGUGUUAUUUUGGCUUGGUCUGACCAGAGGUGUCCUUGGACUACUGGCCAACGCCCGGAGUUGAACUCCCAUCACGGCUGGCCUGAUUGCAUCAUGCAACGGGGAUGUGGAAGUGGAACAAUCCAUGCCGCCGCAUACGACGGAGUCGGAGACAUGGGAAUUACGUUGGGACAAGCCGCAAUAGCAGACGACGUAGGGAGAGAAGCAAGGGUAUCCAGGUACAGAGAGAAGCGACGAACCAGACUGUUUUCUAAAAAAAUAAGGUAUGAGGUGAGAAAACUGAAUGCAGAGAAGAGGCCGAGGAUGAAAGGGAGGUUUGUUAAAAGGGCCAAUUUUCCAUUGCUCGAUCAACAAAUUAAAUAGCCCGCCUGCCAGAGUACCUACACCUACAAUACGCUGCUACUUCUUUGUUUAAUUUAAUUGUUUGUGUAAUUCAGAGUUUGAAUAAGUUGUAACAAUUUUGUGAACUUGACAUAGGAUUUUUACAGGUGUCUCUUACUUUUUACUUCCAUCAA